Messenger RNA from Centruroides sculpturatus (bark scorpion), 1020 nucleotides. Its product is annotated as histone-lysine N-methyltransferase SETMAR-like. Gene Ontology annotation, molecular function: nucleic acid binding. Lineage: Eukaryota; Metazoa; Arthropoda; Arachnida; Scorpiones; Buthidae. Bases 1 to 711 code for a protein of 236 amino acids. The transcript has 2 exons. The record is from RefSeq and is a predicted model, not a curated record.
AUGACAUUAAAACAGGUGAACAAUCUCAGUGAAUUUGUAAACAUGGAAAAAAUGUGUCAUCGUUAUGUGAUACAAUACUUUCAUCUGAAAGGUUUCAGUCCAACCAAUAUUAAAGCUGAGCUAGAUUCUACUCUGGGGGAGUGUGCUCCCUCGUUUACAGCAAUAAAAUAUUGGGUGGCAGAGUUUAAACGAGGCCGUACGAGCUGCCAAGACGAACAUCGUAGUGGUCGACCAAGUGAGGUGACCAUGCCAGAAAUGGUGGAAAAAAUCCACAAAAUGGUAUUGGAUGACAGUCAACUCAAAGUGCGAGAGCUAGCAGACAUGGUAGGCAUUUCAAAAAGUGCUGUACAUCGCAUUUUAACUGAAAAUUUGGACAUGAGAAAGCUGUGCGCAAGAUGGGUGCCGCGUUUGCUCACAAUGGGACAAAAACAGCGUCGUGAGGAUGUUUCAAUCGAGUCUUUGGCAAUGUUUCGCAGCAACAAAGCCGAGUUUUUGCGUCGAUUCAUAACCAUGGAUGAAACAUGGGUCCAUCACUUCACACCUGAGACGAAAGAACAGUCGAAACAAUGGACUGAAAGGGGAGAAUCAGCUCCAAAGAAGGCGAAAACAGUUCCAUCUGCUGGCAAGGUCAUGGCGUCAGUUUUUUGGGAUGCGCCCAGGAAAAACAAUCAACGGCAAGUAUUAUGCGAACUUAUUGCAGCGCUUGAGUGAUGAAAUCAAGAAAAAAAACGGCCACAUUUGGCGAAAAAGAAAGUGUUGUUUUAUCAAGACAACGCAGUUCACACAUCCGUUAUUGCGAUGGCCAAAAUCAAUGCGUUAAGGUUCAAAUUGCUUCCUCACGCACCCUAUUCGCCAGAUUUAGCCCCCUCGGAUUAUUUUCUCUUUCCAAACUUAAAAAAAUGGCUUGGUGAUAAAAGAUUUGCCAACAAUGAAGAGGUGGAGUCUGCGGUUGAUGGCUAUUUUGAGAAACCCUACAGUUCUCACUAUAAACAGGGGAUCGAAGCUAUUGUACAUUGCUGG